ACUCGAACCGGCGAUAAAAUUCAAAUGAGUGGCGCGUUCCGCUCCGCUCGCCUCGGCAUGAACCCGAUCCAGCGUUUCCACUGCAAGCUGCGGGGUCUGGCCGCCGUGCUGGACGAAGAGACGGCCCGGCUGCUGCGAGCGCUGGACGGCGAGGACAGCGACUUUGAGGAUUAUCCAAUGAGAAUUUUAUAUGACCUUCACUCAGAAGUUCAGACUCUAAAGGACGAUGUUAACACUCUGCUUGAUAAAGCAAGGUUGGAAAGUCAAGAAAGCACAAGAUUCAUAAAGGCAACAAAAGUAUUGAUGAAAAAAAAUUCAGCAGACAUCAUGAAACUAAGAGAGUUUUUCCAGAAGUAUGGCUAUCAGUCACGUGACAAAGAUGAUUCAGGAUGUAAGCACAAAGUCAGUGACUCAACCUCAGAGUUGGCUGUGUGUGAAGACCUUCAGGAGCCUGGCAUGGAGGGAGAUCUCUCCGAUUCAUGUGUUCCGAGCAGUUCUGUUUCUGAAAAGCCCCUACUCCGCAGCCCACAGCUUUCAGAUUUUGGACUUGAGCGGUACAUGGUCUCUCGAGUCCCAAACCCUCCCCAGGCAGCUGACAGCCUUAAGGAAGUGUGCAUAUCUGAAACCCCUCCCUCCAAAGACUCUUCGAUUAGAGUGCUAAAGACUCCCAGGUGUGCUCUAAAGAUGGAUGAUUUCGAGUGUGCAACUCCUAAAUUAGAACACUUUGGUAUAUCUGAAUAUACUAUGUGUUUAAAUGAAGAUUAUACAAUGGCACUUAAAAAUAGGAAGACCAUUAAAAGUUCCCCUCUGAAUAGUGCCAAUGACGAGGCCAUAGAGACAGAGCCUGUGACCAGUGAGAAUUCUUUUGCCGUUCCUGGUUUCAUAAUCCAGCAACUAGAAAAAACUGAUGCUGAAUGCACAAAUUCACCAUUGCCACCUAAAUUCUGCACUCCUGGUUUGAAAAUUCCUUCUACAGUGGACAGUACAGCUUUGGUAUAUAAAAAUUAUCCAUCGUCCAAGCCAAGUUCAUCGAGUGAUUUGGAAGUUAAAGAUUAUGCUCCGUUACUUUUAAAUUCAGAUGAAUGCUAUGAGAGCUUUGCAGACCCCCCUUCGCCUACAAUUACUUCUUGUGAGAAUAUCAGAACACCCAGUCCUCCAGACGUCACUGAAAUUCCAGAAGACAUUCUUCAGAUAUUAAGAAAGCACAACUCAAACCUAGCUACUCCAUUGGAGGUUAAAGCAAUGUCACCCAGGAAAGGCUUCCUCAAGUAUGAGGGACAGAGCAUCCGAGGUGCUGCCAACAAGGAAAACUGGUGACAAUAAGGCGCCAUCACAGACCUUGGGAAUGGAAUUCUAGUGUGGAUACAUCCAAUACAGAAGCUGGACAGAAAUGGGGAAGCAAGAUGGACUGAAGUUCUUCUCAAAAUGUUCUUUAGAAAUGUUAGCUGGUGAACACGGAGACCAGUGGAGGUGGAGGGCGGGCUCAGGUGGAAGGAGGGCCCACUGCUGGCAGUCUUUCCUGUUGUAGUCCAUUCUAAGUGAAUGUUUCCAUCCCGCCACACUGUGCUGGCCUCUCCAGCUUCCAUCUCUGCCUCCCGAGUGCUCUAGGAAAUUUGGUGUGGCAUAAAGAUUAUUUUGAUUAUGCAUUGAAAAUUAAGUGGAAGAGUUCCAGGGUCAUUGUGUUUGUAUAUUUUCUUUGUUACGUAAUAUGAAAUAGAUGAGUUUCGAAGUAAAACUCUAGCCCACC
Molecule: messenger RNA, 1747 nt
Organism: Mesocricetus auratus (golden hamster)
Lineage: Eukaryota; Metazoa; Chordata; Mammalia; Rodentia; Cricetidae
Gene: Ska3
Product: spindle and kinetochore associated complex subunit 3
Exons: 9
Coding region: 25-1317 (430 amino acids)
Biological process (GO): chromosome segregation; mitotic cell cycle
Cellular component (GO): spindle microtubule; outer kinetochore
Source: RefSeq, a predicted model, not a curated record